GGUGAAUCAAAAGUUAUGGCCAACUGUUGAUUCCACAGAACGUGAGGUGUGGUGUGGUGUCGGAUUGGAUUGAUUGACCGGUCCGAUUGGAAAUAAUUUAGUAAUUUUCGGGCGCGGAGAGUCUCCAGAGGCUCGAGUACUUUUGAGCGCCCGAGCUUGGAAGUAUUUCGUAGGCCGGUCCUGAGCGGCUUCAGCAGCAGAAGCAGGCAGAAGCAGGCAAGCGUGGGAGAUUGCAUAGGUGGGGAAAAGCGAGCAGCAGAACAAGAUGGGUUCGGCCGGGCGCUUGACUCAUCGUUUGCUGUGGGGAGCUUCCCUCGUGCUAUGCAUCGCCCUCGUUAAUGGAUCGUGUUUUCCUGCAAUCUUCAAUUUCGGAGACUCGCAGAGUGAUACCGGGGGCAUCCACGCCGCGUUCCCCAGCUUCACACCUGCUGAAUUCCCGCCGUAUGGAGAGACCUACUUCCAGCAACCGCAGUUUCGGUACUCCGAUGGACGUCUGCUCAUCGAUUUCAUCACGACUGCCAUGGGUCUACCAUUCCUGGACCCGUACCUGCAAUCCGUGACAUCAGAUUUCUAUCACGGUGCCAACUUUGCGACAGCCGGAGCCACUGUGCUUCCGGUUACGUAUCUCAGUCCUUUCAACUUCAAUAUUCAGCUUCUGCAGUUUAUGGAGUUCCAGAAGAAUGUGAUGGCCAUCAGGAAUCCCAAGAGUGGCACCCUCGGUAGGACGUCGACCACCAUCAAAUCCGCCGCUUCGACAUAUUCCGAGAAGGUGCACCGCCUACCGCUGCCCGAGUUCUUCAAUCAGGCUCUUUACACCAUCUGUAUCGGAGGCAACGACUUCACCUACGGUUACACGAAAGGGAAAUCUCCUGCAGAAGUCGAGGAGUACCUUCCCCAAGUCGUUGACGGCAUCGUUGGAGGCAUCAGGCGAUUGUACUACGCCGGUGGUAGGCACUUCCUUAUCUGGGAUGCUGAACCUCAAGGAUGCCUGCCCUACACACUUACCUUGAUCCAUCACUCUGAGCAAGAUUUGGACGAGCAUGGCUGCCUGCCUCGCUACAACCAAGUCUCGGUUUUCUUCAAUACCUACCUUAACAACUCGUUGACCGAAUUGAGAUCUGAGUUGCAAGACUCCACCAUCGUUAUGUUUUCGACCUACGAUUUGAAGGCAGAUCUUAUUAUGCAUCAUAACACGCACGGAUUCAAGCACGUGAACAGAGCCUGCUGUGGUGUUCCCAAUGAAUUCAACUACGAUCUUCGGGUGGCCUGUGGAAUGUCGCAAGUCAUCGACAACGUGACAUUCGCUUCGACCACCUGCUCGGAUCCUAAUGAGUACAUCGUGUGGGACGGAGUGCACACCACUGAAGCUGCGAACCGCUACAUCGCCAAGCAAAUGUUCACCGGGAAAUUCUUCUAUCCCAGGUUCUCGAAACUCAUCGACUACUGCAACCUCGGACCCCUGACAUAAGAAUCCAUCGUGUCGAGAAAUGACGACGAGUCGAAGCGACAUUCCAGAACCCGCCGGCACAGUGGUGAAUCAAAACAUUUUUCUGUAGCUUAGAGAGUUCGUUAUUGUGAUCAGUGGAUUUGAAUGAAUGAAUGAAUGAAUGAUGCAAAGGUUCGUGUUAGAGACCUGAGAUUUGGUGCUUCUAUCCACAAGCUAGCCACAUUGGCUGCAAACCAAAUCUCGUGUGACUAUAGUAGCACAAGAACAGAUGCUCACCCAGCCUAUCAGAACAGUACAACUCAUUGGGUGCGUGAUCCGUGCAUAUAUGCCAAUUGACUUAUUUCAUAAACACAGUCAUGAUAAAAAGUUCCCAUUUACGC
This is a messenger RNA of Marchantia polymorpha subsp. ruderalis, 1827 nucleotides long. Lineage: Eukaryota; Viridiplantae; Streptophyta; Marchantiopsida; Marchantiales; Marchantiaceae. The record is from the annotation of a GenBank genome assembly.